AUGUUGCUCUCGUUGGCACCCGUCGAAUGCGAUCAUGCAGAGCUGACGGAGCAGCUUCCGACCGUGAUGGUGGCUGUGCUAGUGCGAAAUAAAGAACACACGCUGCCAUACUUCCUGUCGUACUUAGAAGAUUUGAACUACCCCAAGGAUCGUGUUUCACUGUGGAUACGAUCUGAUCACAACGACGAUCGCAGCAUCGACGUUACCAAGGCAUGGCUCAAAAGAACCACGUCGCAGUACCACAGUGUAGAUUUCAAGUACCGUAGCGAGCCAGGCAAACGGGAAAGUGAGAAGACGAGCACACAUUGGAAUGAACAACGGUUCGCUGAUGUGAUCCGCCUGAAGCAGGAAGCUCUCCAGGCUGCCAGGAAUAUGUGGGCUGACUUUAUAUUGUUUCUUGAUGCUGACGCAUUUUUGACGAACACAAACACCCUUCGGAAGCUGAUCGAUUUGAAGCUUCCGAUCGUGGCACCUAUGCUUGUGUCGGAUGGCUUGUAUUCCAACUUUUGGUGUGGCAUGACGGCAGAUUACUACUAUCAGCGGACAGACGAUUACAAAAAAAUUCUCGAAUACGAGCAGAUCGGUCAGUGGCCAGUUCCGAUGGUGCACAGUGCUGUGCUGAUUAAUUUAAACAUUGCCAACACGCGUCAUCUUACGUUCGAAAGUAAGAAUUUGCCCGCUGGACGGUACGACGGGCCGGUGGAUGAUAUUAUCAUUUUCGCCAUGUCAGCGAACUACUCCGGCAUUCCAAUGUACAUCUGUAAUGCCCUUCUAUACGGGUACAUUAUGGUUCCGCUGGAAGCGGGAGAAACCGUACCGGGAAAAGAUCUCGAACAGCUGACCAACGUGCUUAGUUACGUCGUUAAUGAGUAUGGAGACUUGAACUUGAAACCAGAUGUGCUCAAAUUCAUUCCAAAUGUUCCAAAAGAUAAGCUGUCAUUAUCGCACAUCUAUAUGAUUAACCUGGAAAGGCGUUCGGAAAGAAGGGUCAAAAUGUUGAAACAUUUCGAUCUGCUCGGUCUGGACGUGGAGCAUUUUCCGGCCGUUGAUGGGAAGCAACUGAGUGAUAAGAAAGUGCAUGAUAUGGGUAUUCGUUUUUUGCCCGGCUAUGCUGAUCCAUUUCACAAACGUCCUAUGACGAUGGGAGAAAUUGGUUGCUUUCUGAGCCACUACUACAUCUGGGAGCGUAUGGUUAGUUUGAAUCUGGAGGAGGUACUGGUGUUGGAGGAUGACAUCCGCUUCGAACCGUUCUUCCGUCGUCGGGUUUAUGGGGUACUUGCCGACGCUCGUCGAAUAGGCGGAUGGGAUUUGAUUUAUUUCGGUCGUAAACGUCUGCAAGAAGAGGAUGAAAAGUGGAUAGAAGGAUCAGAGUAUCUGGUAAAGGCAGGUUACUCCUAUUGGACCCUCGGAUACGUCAUAACUUUGGAGGGAGCGAAAAAACUACUGCAAGAGGAACCACUUGGCAAGUUACUACCAGUGGAUGAGUACCUGCCGAUAAUGUUCGACAAUCAUCCCAACGAUAGCUGGACGGGUUAUUUUAAAAACCGAACGCUACGCACGUGGAGUGCCGCUCCGUUGCUGCUAUAUCCCACGCACUACACCGGAGACGAUGGGUACAUCUCGGAUACGGAAGAUUCUGCGCGGAUCGAUGGAACGUUGCCCACGAUUGGUAUCAGCAAAAGCAGCCAAAGUAUAGUUAACAACGAUACGCGCGAUGCUGCACAAACGAGCGAACCCAAGAAAGGCGAUAAGGAGCAGCUGCCUAAUGCACCGGCUUUACUGGCAGACUCCGGAAUCGGACAAGGCGAGCAUGAUUUGGAAUCGAAAAACAGGCGCAGUGAGCUAUAGCACACGAGCAAAGCCUUUUGCAAAAAGCAUGAGCCAUGAUAAAGCAUUACACCAAAAUAUUAGAACCAUUUGAACAAACGUAGGUAAUGAAUUGCGAUAAUAUUAACGUGCCUUAUAACGAUUUUUAGGAACUUUAGAUAUAGUAAUCUCACCAAACUUGCCAUAGAUUGUAGCGUUGAUACAGUUUCCUAAAAAUGGAAUUGUUCUUAAUA
This is a messenger RNA of Anopheles nili, 2060 nucleotides long. RefSeq names its product glycosyltransferase 25 family member. Bases 1 to 1848 code for a protein of 615 amino acids. NCBI's taxonomy places the organism in Eukaryota, Metazoa, Arthropoda, Insecta, Diptera, Culicidae. The transcript has 5 exons. Gene Ontology annotation, molecular function: procollagen galactosyltransferase activity. The record is from RefSeq and is a predicted model, not a curated record.